AUGAGGUUGUCUCACGCUGCCUCAUGGGCUGCCUUCAGUCUCGCCUAUGGCGUUCUUUCUGUAGCCGCCGAGGCAGACAGCGUCCGGAAUUACGCGGACAAUGAGUUGAACACGCAAGAAAUCUUGGCGGCGAUGCCAGAAGAAUCCUUUGUCGAGAUUCACGAGGUGACGGUCACUUUAGAGGAUAUCCCAGACAAACCGAGUCCGCGGCACGAGCAGGAGAAGAAGAAUCUCCUGAAGCGACUGAGCAAGUCCCACGGUAAAUGGGACACCAAUCACCCCCGCCAUCGGCUCCUCGAGGCCUUGUUUGGAUUCAGUCGAUACAAGGCCCGCCAGAUGGCUGAGCUUGACCGGUGGAAGGGGCUGUACAAGCACGUAUCCAAGGCACAGAAGGCGGUUCUCGAAAAGGCCGUUGGAUAUUCAAAGAAAUUCGAGACGGCAGAAAAUCUUCUCGAUGUGAAUCAGGCGUUAUGCGAUGAGAUUGUCGAAUCGGCGCUCGAGUUUUACGGUAUCAGUCGCAAGGAGCUGGAUGAUCAUGCCAAGGCCAAGGACAACGCUGGCCAGCCUGCUGACAGAGUAAGCACAUCCCAAGCCCUGAAACAUUUUGUUAGGGAUUGGUCGACUGCCGGCCAAGGCGAGCGAGAUGAUGCCUUCCCCUGUAUUCUCGGUACUCUGGACAUGCUUUUUCCAGAUCGCUCUAAGCAGGGAGACAUCAAAGUUCUGCUUCCGGGAGCCGGCGCUGGCCGUCUGGGUCAUGAAAUCUCCGCUCUCGGAGGCUUCGAGGUCACGAGCAACGAAUGGUCGAUGUUCAUGAAUCUCGCUUAUCGUUUUCUCGAGUCCCACACUCGCCCGGCUUCUCAGGCUUUCCACCCGUUUGUUGAGGGAUGGUCGCAUCACGCGACAGCAGCAGACAUGUUUCGUCAGGUGUCCUUCCCUGAUAGGCGGGUUAACGCCAGUGCCGUGCUACUUGUUGAAGGUGAUUUCGCUUCAGCUUUCAAGUCGUACUCUGGCCAGUAUGAUGUCGUGGUGACGCACUUCUUCCUCGACACGGCUCGCAAUGUCAUGAGCUACUUCAAUACGAUCCAUUCCGUCUUGAAGCCCGGAGGGUACUGGGUCAACUUUGGGCCUCUCAUGUGGGGAACCGGUCCUUUCGUCCAGCUUUCUCUUGAUGAGGUCAUUGCAGUGACCAAGAACAUGGGGUUUGAAUUUCUGGAUAUCGGGCAGGAAUGCGGAGAGGUGACGUUUGGAGAAGAAAAGGUGCGCAGUCAGGAGGCAGUAUAUGGGUUCAACGAGAGGGCUUUGACGAAGAAUGCGUACUCAGCUCAAUCUUGGCUGGUAAGAAAAAGCCGAUAG
Molecule: messenger RNA, 1353 nt
Organism: Colletotrichum costaricense
Lineage: Eukaryota; Fungi; Ascomycota; Sordariomycetes; Glomerellales; Glomerellaceae
Exons: 3
Coding region: 1-1353 (450 amino acids)
Molecular function (GO): S-adenosylmethionine-dependent methyltransferase activity
Source: RefSeq, a predicted model, not a curated record